Carica papaya (papaya) is the source of this 3459-nucleotide messenger RNA. Lineage: Eukaryota; Viridiplantae; Streptophyta; Magnoliopsida; Brassicales; Caricaceae. The record is from RefSeq and is a predicted model, not a curated record.
UGUUGCCUAGAACCCAAGACGAUUCACUUCCGCGGUCACUCCUUUUCACACAGGCCUGCAAUCAGUCUCACCGGAAGCCACUCGCUCUCUCUCUCUCUCUAUAUGUAUGUACAGACACACACAUAAACGCACAGGUGUAGUGCAGGUACUCACAUAAGCACACAAAGGAAGACAUAAUCUGAGAUUUGACUCGACUACUCAGCUAAGCGUUAGUAUGGUUUGCCCUGUUUAAGGAAUGGAAAAUGUGGUAGCAACUGUCAGUGGCUACCAUGGGUCGGAGCGCUUUAACCUUAUAAAGCUGAUCUCUCAUACCGGCGCCAGUUAUGUUGGUGCAAUGUCAAGAUCGGUUACCCAUUUGGUGUGUUGGAAAUUUGAAGGGAAUAAAUACAGUCUGGCUAAGAAAUUCGGGACUGUAAUAGUUAACCACCAGUGGAUAGAGGAAUGUAUAAAACAAGGGAAGUGCGUGCCAGAAGGUCCCUAUCGGUUGCAAAGUGGACACGAAGUAGGGCCUUUGGUGAUGGAUUUCCAACAUGUUGCUGAUGAGCGAGCAUCGAGUAGCAAACAUAAAAUAAUUUCUGCCAAAGCCAGCAUGUAUGAGGAUGAUGAAAAUGAAAAAUCAGAUACAGUUGCUGAUGCUUCUGAUCUUGCUAUUUGGAGUAAUACUUUCUCAUUGGAGAAACUAUCUUGUAAAUCUGGAAAAGCUAGUAGUAGCUCUCAUAAACUUAAGUACAAACCAGUGAAAGAGAGAUCUUCAAGUCGGGAAUACCAGUCAAGCAGCAGAUUUUGGUUUCAGGAUCCUCCUUUAUCUGGACUAGUUGGAUUGGGGAAGCAUGGAGAGUCAAAUACUCGGUCUUCUCAAUCAUCACGGGACAAGAGGAAGAUGGCUAUCGAUGGGAUCCGAAGCCCUUCAUUGGUUUCAAGAAAAGUGAGGAGGCUUGUGAAGAAGAUUGCUCAUAUAGGUACUUCAGAGCAUGAAGCUUCUGACCUAGAGUGCCACCCAAGCAAUGUUCAUGAGAGAAAAAACUAUAUUGGGGCUCUUCAUAAAUACUUAGACUGUGAAAGAGAUGUUGAUGUUGAUAAAACUGGAAGAACAUCUGUUAGUGGUUUCUCGAUGCACGGAAGAACUAUAACUGAAGGUUUUGAUGAUAUUGAAGAGGUUCAAAAUUGGAACCAUUCACUUGCUUUGGGAAUUUCAAAUUUACAUGCUGAGGUUGCAUCGCCUUCUAUCUUACCUUCACAAGACUGUAGCACUAAUACUGAGAACAGAGAUGGAAGUAUGGAAGAUGUCGAUCCUAUUGAAAUUGUUACCAGGUCACCUCCUUCAAUGGAAUUAUCAUGUGUUAUAUGUUGGACAGAAUUUAGUUCAACUAGAGGGGUUUUGCAAUGCGGACAUCGUUUUUGUUAUUCUUGCAUCCAAAACUGGGCUGAUCAUAUGGUUUCGAGAGGAAAAAUUUCAACUUGUCCCUUGUGCAAGGCAAGUUUUGUAAGCAUCACAAAGGUGGAGGAUGCAGCAACCUUCGAUCAGAAAAUUUACUCUCAAACUAUUCCUUGCCCCUCUUGGAAGAAGGAUAUUAUUAUCCUUACUGAUCAAGAAAGACAGCGUUCUGAUGCUCUGUUUGUAGUAAAUGCCUUUAUCGGGAACCUGAAGAGCUCCUCAUCAAAUGUCAUCUUUGCGAGCUUCGUAGCAUCCAUUCCUAUUGUCUGGACCCUCCUUUAUUUCCAUGGUCAUGCAUCCAUUGCAGGGAUCUUCGGACGCUUUACCAUCGUGCUUACUAAUAUAUGCAUAUGGUAAUUUGAUGUGAUUUCAGAGAUAUGCGAGGAUAUCUUGUUACUACAUACAGCAGAGCAACAUUUUGGCUGCUAGACAAACUGUAUUUCGUUGUUUAAAUUUUUUGGGGCUAAACUGUAAUAGCCAUACAGAUACUGUUUUUGGAACCGGAAACAUAUUUUAGCCUUCUGUUCCCACCUAUGCCAGAUUUCAGCACAUUUGUUCUUAUUGAACGAAUACAGUGGAUAUAAUCAACUACAAGGAUCUGCACAUUCUAUAUCAAGGUCCCAUCAGAUUAGUAGCAUUUUCGCCUGAACCUUUCUUGGCAGGAGUUCUGGAUCUCGUGGACAAUCUUUGCUCUGAGAUAUUUAGAUGCACAAAUGUGGAUGAUUCACUGUUUCUUGAGGGUAUUAGUGUAUAAAAAUAUAAUCGUUUGAAGGUUUUGAACCUCUGAUAUCCACCAAGGAAGCUUCAUUUUCUAUAGAAGAAAACAAUCGCCACAUCAGGGACCAUUUUUCUUGUCUUCUUUCUCCAGCUUUAUUGCGUGGGGUAUCCGCUUAAAAUAAAGGCAAUUUCAGAGAGGAGCAAACAAAAGAUCUCAGUUUGGGGGGACCAAGUCAGAUUAUUCUUGGUUUGGUCUUCAAUCCAGGGAUAAGGACCAAAAAAAUUGGUCCAAGCUAAUUAUAUACUCGGCUUGGACCACUCAGAAAAAUAAAUAACCUAACUUCCUAAUUGUCACUCUUAGUCUCUCACUUUCAACUCCUCUCGGACUUCCCACUCACCCUCUCUUCUUCGGCUUUCCUCAUGGGCCACAACUUAGUCCUCAUUCACAUGCAGCACCACUCCCAACUUUUCUCGCACUCGCCUCUCACCUCUCCUCUCCGGCUCAGUCCUCACGCAACACCUCUCCAGGCUUUAGCUCAUCUCCAGCUCUCUUCAUGGUUUAGUGAUUGUUUGAACCCUCAGUCAUGCAACACCUCUCCAACUCUCGUGGCUCACUUAUCCUUUCCUCAUGCACACCUCAAGUUCAAGUGACUUUGGUGACUCACGGGCCACGAUUAAUACGUACCACUUGGUUAUUUUUCUAGAUUUCCUUACAUACUGACCGCUUUAUUUGCAAUCAAAGCUUUCUAAAAAUGUAGAAUUGAUUCUUCAUUUGCUUUAGCUGUGAAAGGUGUAGAAAUUGAUUUUGGCUAGAGGUGUAGAUAUUGAUUAUGCUAAUUUUUUUAUGGUUUAGAUUUAGUCUCUGUGCAAUGCCUGUAAAUAGCGAGCAUUUAAGUACACCAUCAUUUCCUCCAAAUUUUAUUUUUUCUUAAAAAAAAGACAGAUUUCUGACAAAAAUUGAUAAGAUCCAGAAAAUUAAGAAUAUAAGAAAACGAAGAACUAGAGAACACAAGGAAGGGAAGGUGAUGGUGAUGGUGAUGGUGGGUAUGCAUGAUGUAAUGUAAGUUGGCAUGACAGUAAAAUGAGAAAUUAACUGAGUAAAUUAAGAAAUCUGUUUUGUUGUUUUGUCAUCAACCACUUAUUAUUAACUUUACCCAUUUCAAAAACUCACUCACAUGAAAAUGGGUAUUUAUCUUUUAGGUUAAUUUCAACUUUUUAACUAAAUAGAUUUAUUUUUAUGUAUUUUUUUAAAAAUUAGUUAUGUUGGUCUAUACCUUAUCAAAAGUUCACUUAUAGACCUAAGGAAA